Molecule: messenger RNA, 660 nt
Organism: Linderina pennispora
Lineage: Eukaryota; Fungi; Kickxellomycota; Kickxellomycetes; Kickxellales; Kickxellaceae
Product: autophagy protein 16
Exons: 1
Biological process (GO): autophagosome assembly
Cellular component (GO): autophagosome membrane
Source: RefSeq, a predicted model, not a curated record
AUGCACGGCACAUUGCAGCUGCCUCCAUGGGAGGCCAGCAUUGUACAGCAGGUGACGCAGCGCGAGGCUCGUGUCGCGACAGUAGCCAAAGUAAUCGAGUCAUACAAUCGCCUGGCGCUGAAGGUCGGCGACUACGCAGCGAAAACGCGCGACCUCGAGGCACGCAACAAGGACAUGCACAACGAGCACGAGCGGCUUCUCGAAAACGUCGACAGAGGCGGCGGUGUGCGAGCCAUGCCGCUGGCCCAGCAGCGCAUUGCCGACCUCGAGCGCGAAAACGAGUCGCUGAAGGAGGAGCGCACGGAGCUGUACCGCACGCAGGGAACCAAUGCCCAGCGGCUGCUAGAUCUGAGCGACAAGAUGCGGGAGAGCGAGGAGACGAUGCGUAGGCAGACGCUGGAGCUCAACGACAGCAGCGAGCAGCUGCGGCGGGCGACCAACAAGACUGAAGACCUGCGGGCCACGCUGAAGGAGAAGGACGGGACUAUCCAGGUGUUGCAGGACGAGCUCAGCGCGCUGCAGCUGGAAAUAACGCAGAUUGAGCACAAGUGCGAGCGGCUGCAGGCAGAGAACGACGAGCUGGUCAAGCGGUGGCUCAAGAAGAUGAACGACGAGGCCGACAAGGUCAACGCUGUCACGCAGGAGCUGGAGCUGAUCCGC